Messenger RNA from Aureobasidium subglaciale EXF-2481, 1739 nucleotides. RefSeq lists its product as uncharacterized. NCBI's taxonomy places the organism in Eukaryota, Fungi, Ascomycota, Dothideomycetes, Dothideales, Saccotheciaceae. The record is from RefSeq and is a predicted model, not a curated record. Gene Ontology annotation, cellular component: nucleus. Gene Ontology annotation, biological process: inositol phosphate biosynthetic process. Gene Ontology annotation, molecular function: ATP binding; inositol-1,3,4,5,6-pentakisphosphate 2-kinase activity. The transcript is spliced from 3 exons. Bases 267 to 1325 code for a protein of 352 amino acids.
GCGCGAACUGCCGUUAGCAAGACCUGCAACUAAAGCUCUCUCGACCUCGCUACUAGCGCGCAUUUCAAGUCACUCGAGGUCGUCGAGAACUUGAUUAUGAGAAAAAUCACUUUCGAGCGCAGAUGCAUGAUUGCGCACGAUGAGCGACAAAGUUGGAGAAGCAGUGAAUUUGGAGAUCUGGAGAUUCGCAACAUCCUCGGCCCUGGCGAAGGUCUCGUCUUUUUUGUGAUCCAAACACAAUACAACUACCCUUGCUAAACGACACAAUGACAAGCGUAGUAUACUCAAGCCUACCACACGAGCGUAUCAGUCUGGCGGAGCAAGAUGGCCCAUACAAGUUUGCCACAUUAGUGUAUCUCGCGGAGGGAAAUGCGAACAUUGUUUACUCCUUCAGACCAACCACCAACGGAGCAGUACCUCAGAGUGCCCGAUCCAGACUUCUGCGAUUGAGGAAAGACAAAUCGUUCAUCCAAUCCACAAAGUCUCAAUUUGCAACAUUCCAACAGACUUUCGUACCAUUAUUCCGACCCGAGAAUCUUGUCGAGCAAGAAUUGAUUGCAUUGGAUGGAGCGCUUAUUCAAAAUCUCAACAAAGAACUUGAGGUGCAUGAAGACACGAAGCUUCGGAAAAGCUUACGACAUGGUGACCGACUGGCUCUUGAUAAGUUCGGCUUGCUGAUGACCGACAUGACUGCUCGGGAUGGCGAGUACCUGUUCGAGAUUAAGCCUAAAUGGCUACUGCAGUCGCCUGAUGCACCCGAAGACUCAAUCAGAUGCCGGACCUGUGCUUUGAGAUUGCAGAGAGCCCAUGCGAAGUCUCAAGGUGCCGUGAUGCCGAACUCAGGUGGAUUCUGUCCCCUUAGCCUUGUCGAUGACGACGUCAGGGAACGCCAGAGAGCUUUCGAGAGUAUCAUCAAGUCACAAGCUAGUGGAAUAUCCGAUGCAUCAGUGGAGAAAGCUGUCAGUUUCCUUGCUGAGGAAGGUUAUAGGGUAUUGAAAGAUCUUCGCAAGUAUCAAGCACAAUUUGAUGAGCGUGGAAUUCUGAGCACGAGCGCCGAAGAAGUAUCGGACGACUACUCAAAAGCCAUGACACUUCGUGACUGUGUGCUAUUCAUCAGAGGCUCACUAGACGCAUUUGGAGAUACAGCCGACAUUCGCCUAGCAGACUUAGACUUCAAGCAUACGCAUCCAGAUAAGAUCAAGAAAUGGAUGGAAACCGAGAAGGUCCUUGUAGAUGGUGGUUGGUACAAGGACCCUGAGGAUGACGAAGGAUCCGAGCCAGCUUGCUUGCUUGCCCGAAGACCACUGGGGACCAUGCAGGCAUAACAGUAGGAUGCGACUGUCUCCCGCGCAGAUUCUCGGAGGCCCCUCUCAGUGUUCAUAAUGAGAGUGUUAGUGAGAUGACCGGGUGCAUGACAUCGUUACUGCACUGACCUACUCCGUCCCGUAUAUAGGGGUUGAUGUUGAAGCCUGGCCACAUCAUGAGUGUCUUCCAUGCUCGUUUGGUACGAAAGUGACGGGGACAGUCUCAAGGAAAUGCAUCAAGGGUCACAUGCAUACAAUGUUUUUUUGCUAAGCCUUGCCCGUCCUUACAGGUUUCGAGCAGCACUCCUACACGGAGAGGAAAGCGGCUUGAAGUUCUUGGUGCAAUGGUACAAGCGUGCGAUGUUGACACUGCUUGGCUGUACGACUUUGGCAAUUCAUCGCUUGCCUGAACCCGUCCCGAUUGACCGAUCACUU